AUGGGAUGGAUGUCGGGCAUGCGCUUUCUGCAGGUGCAGAGAGCCGCUGUUGCCGACCCAACGCGAGCCUCGGAAUGGGCCGGCAAAAAGCUGUGUUGGGUACCCCAUGAAAAAGAGGGAUUCGUCGCAGGAACCAUAAAACAGGAAACAAACGACGAAGUCAUCGUUGAAAUAUGCGACUCCGGCAAGACUGUAACGAUUAGCAAAGAUGAUGUUCAGAAGGCUAACCCUCCAAAAUUCGACAAGGUGGAGGAUAUGUCUGAGUUGACACAUUUGAACGAGGCUUCUGUUUUGCACAAUCUCAAAGAGCGUUAUUUUAGUUCUCUUAUUUAUACAUAUUCGGGUCUCUUCUGCGUUGUGGUCAAUCCGUAUAAACGACUGCCCAUCUACUCAGAGAGUUUGAUCGAACAAUUCAAAGGGAAGAAGAGGCACGAAAUGCCGCCUCAUAUAUUCGCCAUAGCCGACUCUGCCUAUCGUUCUAUGUUACAGGAUCGCGAAGAUCAGUCAAUUCUUUGCACAGGAGAAUCUGGUGCUGGUAAGACCGAAAAUACGAAGAAAGUUAUCCAGUAUCUGGCUCAUGUAGCCGGUGUAACGAGAUCGAAAGGAGGAUCGCAGACUUCUAUCUCGCCAGCUAAAAACGACAUGUAUCGGAACUCGAUCGGUGAAUUAGAGCAUCAACUGCUCCAGGCGAAUCCUAUCUUAGAAGCGUUUGGUAACAGCAAGACUGUGAAGAAUGACAAUUCAUCCCGUUUUGGUAAAUUCAUUCGCAUCAAUUUCGACAUGUCCGGUUACAUAUCAGGUGCAAACAUUGAAUUCUAUUUGCUCGAGAAGUCGAGGACGUUGCGACAAGCUCCAGAGGAGCGAAGCUUCCAUAUUUUCUAUCAGCUCCUUCGCGGUACUGGGUCUUCGGAGAAAGCCACUUAUCUUCUGGAAGACAUUGAUAAGUAUCGGUUCCUUGUAAAUGGAAACAUCACAUUGCCAAAUGUCGAUGAUGCCCAAGAAUUCCAGAACACGCUCAAAUCUAUGAGAAUCAUGGGUUUUGCUGAGGACGAGAUUACAUCGGUGCUUCGUGUUGUUUCUGCAACAAUUCUUAUGGGGAACCUCGAAUUCACACAGGAGAAAAAGUCUGACCAAGCCAUACUUCCUAAUGAUAAGGUCAUCCAGAAAGUUUGUCAUCUACUUGGCUUACCUGUGAUUGAGUUGACAAAAGCGUUCUUGAGGCCCCGAAUCAAGGUCGGUCGUGAAUUUGUGAAUAAAGCCCAAAACAAGAAACAAGCCGAGUUCGCAGUUGAAGCCAUUGCCAAAGCUUCUUAUGAGCGUAUGUUCAAGUGGUUGGUGAAUCGUAUAAACAAGUCCUUGGAUAGAACGCGUCGUCAAGGUGCAUCAUUCAUUGGAAUUCUCGAUAUUGCUGGGUUUGAAAUCUUCGAGUUGAAUUCAUUUGAGCAGCUUUGCAUUAAUUUCACAAACGAGAAGCUUCAACAACUUUUCAACAACACCAUGUUUGUUUUGGAACAGGAAGAAUACCAAAGAGAAGGAAUCGAAUGGCAAUUCAUUGAUUUUGGGCUUGACCUUCAGCCGACAAUUGACUUAAUCGAGAAACCAAUGGGUCUGCUAGCUUUGCUUGAUGAGCAAUGUCUAUUCCCAAAGGCAACCGACAAAACGCUUGUGGAGAAGCUUCAAAAGACUCACAGCAACCAUCCGAAGUUCAUUGUUCCGGAUAUGCGUGCAAGGAGCGAUUUCGCUGUUGUACAUUAUGCAGGUCGCGUUGACUAUUCCGCUGACCAGUGGUUGAUGAAGAACAUGGACCCUCUCAACGAAAAUGUCGUUGCCCUCAUGCAAAGUUCAACGGACCCGUUUGUGUGCAAUAUCUGGAAAGAUGCUGAAUUCGCCGGAAUUUGUGCAACUGAAAUGAACGAUACAGCGUUCGGUGUACGAGCCAAAAAAGGGAUGUUCAGGACUGUAUCCCAGCUCCACAAAGAACAACUUACACGUUUAAUGACUACUUUAAGAAAUACUAGCCCUCACUUUGUUAGGUGCAUCAUACCGAACCACGAGAAGAAGGCUGGCAAAAUCAAUUCAAUGCUCGUACUUGAACAACUUCGUUGCAAUGGUGUGCUAGAGGGCAUUCGAAUUUGUAGACAAGGUUAUCCAAACAGAGUUCCAUUCCAAGAAUUCCGGCACCGGUACGAAAUAAUUACGCCAAACGUGAUUCCUCGUGGAUUCAUGGAUGGUAAAGAAGCAGUAAAGAAGAUGCUCGAGUCUCUGGAGGUUGACACAAAUUUAUAUCGUAUCGGGCAGUCAAAGCUGUUCUUCAGGACGGGUGUUCUUGCUCAUCUUGAAGAAGAAAGGGACGUGAAACUAACAUAUCUCAUCAUCAAAUUCCAAGCUGAAUGUCGUGCAUCCCUUGCCAGGCUGCUCUACAUGAAAAGGAUGCAGCAGUCGAAUGCUAUUCGCGUUCUACAACGUAAUGGUUUGGCAUGGAUGAAGUUGAGGAAUUGGCAAUGGUGGAGAUUAUUUACGAAGGUCAAACCUCUUCUACAAGUCACGAAUCAGGAGGCUGCUAUAUCUGCGAAGGAAGACGAGCUUCGUUCUAUAAGAGAGAAAUUGGAGAACGUAGAAAUAGAAUAUCGCGACAGUUUAAGCAAGAUUGAUCAGGUGACUACGGAAAGAAAUAUACUGCAAGAUCAAUUGCAACAGGAGGCUGAUAAUAACGCUGAACUCGAAGAAGUGAAGAAUCGCCUCCAGCUCAAAAACGAGCUCGAAGAUAUGGUCAAUGAGAUGCGUGACCGUCUUGUUGAAGAAGAACAACGAACAGAAAAAACUGUUCAAGAGAAGAAAAAGCUCGUUGAAACCGUCCGUGAUCUAGAGGAACAACUGGAACAGGAAGAGCAAGCUCGUCAAAAGCUUCAGCUUGAUAAGGCCAACGUUGACCAGCGACUCAAGAACGUUGAGACGAAAUUGGUUGACAUCACCGAUUCGCAUGACAAAUUACUUAAAGAAAAACGAAUGCUAGAGGAUAAAAUGAAUCAGCUCAAUGCGCAGCUCACCGAGGAGGAAGAACGUGUGAAACAAGUUGGAAGACAGCGAACCAAGCUUGAGCAAGAGCUUCUACGUGAGCGACAACUUAAGAACGACGUAGAACAACAGAAAAGAAAGCUCAUAAGCGAGUUGGAGGAUAGCCGCGAUUUACUGGAAGAGAAACGCAAUAAGUUGGAAGAACUCAGCGGUCAGCUUAUGAAGAGAGAAGAAGAGUUAUCUCAAGCGCUUACGAGAUCUGACGAAGAGUCCGCUACCAUAGCCCUUCUCCAAAAACAAAUUCGCGACAUGCAAGAGACUAUCGAUGAACUUCGUGAAGACAUCGAAACUGAAAGGAUGGCCCGCAAUAAGGCCGAAAUUGCUCGUCGAGAGGCUGUCGCCCAGUUAGAGAAAGUUAAAGGCGAUAUGCUCGACAAAGUUGACGAGACCAGUGUCCUACAGGAUAUUAUGAGAAGGAAAGAGGAUGAGGUUCGCGAUCUCAAGAAAGCUCUCGAGUCCACGAGCCAUGCUCUCGAGAAUAAACUCGAGGAACAAAAACAGAAGUAUAGUAAUCAGAUCGAAGAACUUCAUGAGAAGGUGGAGCAACAGAAGAAGCUCAGUUCUCAACUGGAAAAGAAUAGGCAUCAGUUGGAGAAUGAAAGGGCAGAGUUGUCACAAGAGUUGGCUACUUUGCAAGCUCAGAAAUCUGAAGCUGAUAAACGCAGAAAGCAGCAGGAAUCACAGCUGAUGGAUCUACAGUCACAACUUUCUGAAUGUGAUGAACAUCGUGUGCAAGCACUGGAGCAACUCGAAAGGGUAUUAUAUACUUCAUGUGCGUGCCAUGCUUUUGGAACAGUAAUGCUUCAUAUGAUAUAUAAGAUGAUGCUUGGUGAUUUGCAGGAGGAAACUCGUGCUAAACUGGCGCAAAUCAAUCGGGUUCGGCAACUAGAGGAAGAAAAAGCUGCAAUUAUCGAGGAACGUGAUGAAAUUGACGCAGCUCGUCAACACAUGGAGCGUGAUACUCAUCAGCUGCGCGCACAGCUCGCUGAGGUUCGAAAGAAGGCUGAUGAAGGAGUGAUUCAGCACGUGGAAGAGUUGAGGAAGAAAGCCCAACGUGACUUAGAGAACUGCCAACACUUGCUUCAAGAAAGCGAGGCAGCAAAAGAGCGACUCGUUCAAGCCAAGAAGAAACUGCAGCAAGAGUUGGAAGAUGCCAACAUUGAACUUGAAAAUGUUCGCACAGCUUCGAGGGAGAUGGAGAAGAGACAAAAGAAAUUCGACAUGCAGUUGGCCGAGGAGCGAGCAAAUGUGCAGAAGGUGACUCUUGAACGCGACACUCAUGCACAAGAAUUACGGGGCCGCGAAACUAGAAUACUUUCACUUACAAAUGAACUUGAACAGCUCAAGGGAGCGAUGGACGAAAGCGAAAGAGUUCGCCGCAUGCUCCAGUUAGAGCUAGACGAAUCAAUCUCUUCCAAAGAUGACGUUGGAAAAAAUGUGCAUGAAUUGGAAAAGUCAAAACGUCAGUUGGAACAGACUGUUCAAGAGCAGAAGGUUACGAUAGAAGAUCUUGAAGAUCAACUUGGGCUUUCCGAGGAUGCAAGACUUCGUCUUGAAGUUAACAUCCAGGCUCUGCGUGCAGAAAAAGAGCGCAAUCUCACUGCAAAAGACCUGGAAGCUGAAGAUAAACGCAGAGGUCUUGUGAAGCACCUUCGCGAGAUCGAACAGGAACUCCAGAACGAGAGGCGUAGCAAAUCUAUUGCAAUUAAUCAGAAGAAAAAGAUGGAAGCUCGUAUAGCUGAAAUAGAGCAGCAGCUCGAUGCUGCGAAUCGUCUCAAGGAUGAUUAUAAUAAACAGUUGAAGAAGAACCAGCAAAUGAUGAAGGAGUGUCAGCACGGUAGUGAAGAAGCGCGACAAACGAAGGAAGAAUUCUCUUCACAGCUUAGAGAAAUCGAGCGGAGGUUGCGAUCAGCUGAGGGGGAGAAUCAACGUCUAGCCGAAGCAAAUGCAAUGUUAAUUGCUCAAAAAAGGCAAUUAGAGCAGGAGAAGGACGAGUUGGAGGAGUAUCGUAGCCGUGGAGGUGCAAUAUCAACCGAGGAUAAACGACGUCUAGAACAAAAGGUGGCCCAGUUAGAAGAGGAGCUCGAGGCGGAACAAAACAGUACCGACAUGGCUAUAGAUAAACAUCGUAAAGCACAACAACAGUUGGAGCAAAUCACCACUGAGUUAUCUAUGGAAAGGUCAAAUAUUCAAAAAUCGGAGUCCGAACGGCAGUGCCUUGAACGCCAGAAUCGCGAGCUAAAGGCAAAGCUGGCUGAGCUUGAAAGUUCGGCGCAGUCACGAGCUCGAGCGCAGGUCGCUGCGCUUGAAGCAAAAAUCCAAAAUUUAGAAGAACAAAAUAGCAUCGAAAUUCAGGAACGCCAGAAUGCAAUGCGACAGUUUAGACGAAUAGAAAAGCGUCUCCAUGACACAAUGGUACAGCUUGAGAAUGAAAGGCGAAACGUUGAGCAGCAGAGGGAAACGAUAGAAACUUGCCAUUCGCGUGCAAAACAAAUGCGUCGUCAAUUGGAUGAGCAAGAAGAAGAGAUGACACGAGAGCGUGCUAGGUCGAGGAAUCUUCAGCGAGAAAUUGAUGACCUCACUGAAGCUAACCAUACGCUCACACGGGAAAAUAAUAACUUACGAACUCGAGAAGGUGUUCGACUUCGGCCAGCGUAUCAACUUCCCGGAUCUAGCGACAAUUUAGCUAGAAACGAUGAUGAAAAUGGUAGUAUAGCUGGAAGUGAAUUCGUUUCCUAG
Molecule: messenger RNA, 5814 nt
Organism: Angiostrongylus costaricensis
Lineage: Eukaryota; Metazoa; Nematoda; Chromadorea; Rhabditida; Metastrongylidae
Source: the annotation of a GenBank genome assembly